Messenger RNA from Amaranthus tricolor (Joseph's coat), 1440 nucleotides. RefSeq lists its product as uncharacterized. The coding region runs from base 1 to 1440 and encodes 479 amino acids. The record is from RefSeq and is a predicted model, not a curated record. NCBI's taxonomy places the organism in Eukaryota, Viridiplantae, Streptophyta, Magnoliopsida, Caryophyllales, Amaranthaceae. The transcript has a single exon.
AUGGCGGAAACAAACCCAAACCAAAUCAUAACAAUGGAACAGAUGGAACACAUGUUCAGACUGUUUCAACAGAUGCAAAAACCAAAUACAACCCUUGAAACUAUUUCUCCAGAUUUGAAAUUAGCCGAAAAAUUAAACUACCAAAAUUACACAACAUGGUGUAAAAUGAUGCAGAUAGCAUUAGAAAGCAGGGGUCGUCUUAGCCACAUCAUUGACGACCCUCCCAACACUUCAGAUCCUAAUUACACAAACUGGAAGCAAAAGGACUCAUUAGUCCUAUCAUGGAUAAUCUCAAACAUAGACACUGAACUAAUAAAUCAAUUCCUAGAUUAUACGAUUGCAAAAGACCUAUGGAAGGGGAUCGAGGUCUUACUGUGCAGUGGAAGGGAUGAACUUCAGAUAUUUGAUCUGAGUUCACAAGCAAAUAAUAUCAAACAAAACCAAGAUCCAUUAGAGAUUUAUUAUGGGAAGCUGACCAAAAUAUGGAAGGAGAUAGAUCGAAGACAACCAAAUCCGAUGAUACACGCUGAAGACAUUACCAUUUUUAACACAUUCAUCCAGAAACAAUGGCUCUUCCAAUUCUUGGCCGGAAUUAAUGAAACUUUUGACAAAGAAAAAAGGGACUUACUGAAUCUUGACCUACUCCCAACAGUAGACAUGGCUUAUGCUACAAUCAGGCGCGAAAUUUCACGGCGUGGUAUUAUGAUUCACGCUUCAUCAUCGGGAAAAAAUCCCUCAGAAAUUGGGAGUGGGUUGGCCGUCAAACAUCACCGGUCAAACGUUUCAUUCCGGCGUGACAUGGAGGACAAGGCUUACCUGAAGUGUAGUUACUGUGGAGGAAGUAGACAUACAAAGGAAGGGUGUUUUAAGUUAAUCGGCUACCCGGAGUGGUGGGAGGAGCACCGGCAACAGAAAACCGCCACCAAGGCUCAGUCAAAACAAACCGGCGGCAAGGCUAACAUGGUUACUGGUGCCCUCCACAUCACAGACAUGGUCACUAAGGAACCAACCCACAACAAAGAAGUCACCCAUGGCAACACAGGUGAACAGAAAAAGGGAAAGAGAGAAGACGGACCAGAGGAAAGAGAAAGAGAGAAAGAUCUGGAAAUAAACCGGCACACAAAACUACCCCCCUCUCACUCUUUUAUACCAAACACAACAAACCCUAAGCCCAGAAACCACCCCCGGCCCAAUUUAAAACCUAUUUCCCAAAUACCCAAAAACAUUCUCAACCCUCAAAAACAUGGUCUCCUUUGUAAACCUUAUUAUUCUUCCAAAUGGAUAUUUGAUUGCGGGGCUACCGACACUAUGACUUUUGAUCCUAAUGACCUCUUAUCCACAAAUAAAAAAACCCGCACCUAUAUUCAGACCGCUAAUGGGGAGUGUGUGAGUGUAGAUCAAUCUGGACCCGUUACAAUUUCUCCCUCUCUCAAAAUCUGA